AACAAUGGAAUUAUAAAUGCAGCAAUGAUCUCCGCAAGCAGGCGGCCCCAAAUUAACUUCAUCAUAAUUAUCGAUACAGCAAAUCGCGCAGGUUUAAUCUGAGCCUACUUGAGCUUCAAGUCCUCCCCACACAACAACAGUCACAAUCAUGGUCAAUCAACCAGCCAAGCUUUCUGCCCCAUCCCUCGGUGCGGCAAGGUUACUGCCCGCAGUAGUUGUCAUCGGAAGUGUCUCUGCCGUGGCUGCAUAUAUCCGAUCACAACUGCAGAACGAGUCUCGCACAAUGGACCGGUUCUUUAGCCAGUACAAGAGCCCCCAAAGCGAGGCAUCGAGACAGAGGGUUUUCGACGGCCGUAAGGAGGACCCGCGAAAGAGCUUGUUCAAUGUCUUGGGGUGGUGAUUCGGCUGGUUUAAUUUGCUGGCGUUUUGGGGGGGCAGAUGGUUAUGUUGUAGACAUAGACAAUGAGUUCAGUGAAAACUUACUAGAGAUUCUACUCCAGAAUGAGAUCUUUCGCUGGGUUGGGUGACACAGUUCCUUAUCAUUCCCAAAUAGUGCACCUGCUUCCUGAUUUCCACGCCUGCGAGCCUCUUCUCAACGCCCACCUGUGUAGAGCACCGGCACGACGGCCGAUGUCGACGGAGAAUUGAGCCCGUUGAGGAGGUUGGGAGGGGAGGAGG
Phialemonium atrogriseum is the source of this 678-nucleotide messenger RNA. RefSeq lists its product as uncharacterized. Lineage: Eukaryota; Fungi; Ascomycota; Sordariomycetes; Cephalothecales; Cephalothecaceae. The record is from RefSeq and is a predicted model, not a curated record. The transcript has 3 exons. The coding region runs from base 149 to 400 and encodes 83 amino acids.